Molecule: messenger RNA, 1062 nt
Organism: Eimeria mitis
Lineage: Eukaryota; Apicomplexa; Conoidasida; Eucoccidiorida; Eimeriidae
Source: RefSeq, a predicted model, not a curated record
AUGGUGGCUACAUUUAAGCAACGGCUCCAGGUUCCCGGAGCAAAUCAGGUCCAUGCACGCCUUCCGGGACGCGCUACUCUGCAGGUUUAUUCCGGAGUCCGCAAGCAGGCAAUGGCGGAACUGAGAAAGCUUAAACAGGGAAAACUGUCAAUAGAGCGUCACAUUGAGAAAUACCAGUCCUUGGUGAACCGAAGUCCUAUGGUGGGUGCGGAGUUCCACUACAAUUGGUUUAUAGCGGGGCUGUCCCCCGGAGUGAGGCAAACAGUAAUUGGCGGGGCCACAGACAGGGAAAUGAGAGAUGAACAAGUGCAACUGGCUGACAUGAUGGAAUACCUCUGCAGGAUGGAAAGAAAAGACGCCACAUCCACAGCCUUAGCUGAAAAGGAAAAACGCGUGCCUGGGAAUGAACCCGAUUUGGAACCAAUGGAUAUAGGGGCUGUGAACACCAAACCAGCUAAAGACGGGGCUAUAGGCGGCUACCGGCAGGAUUUAAUGGCCCUACUUGAUACGGGAUGCGAAGUGGAUAUGAUACCGGAAGCCAUAGCAAGACGAUGCAGCCUACCCGUCUACUCAUUGGCGCAAUCUCGGAGGCUACGCGUUGCAGAUGGCAGGCAGGAUACUCGAAUCGGCAAAACUAUGUGCGCAAAAUGCUCCAUCAGUUCCAAAACAGGGCACAUUCCUAUGACUAGGGACUUCUACGUUCGACCUGUUCACCACGACAUAAUCCUAGGCAUGCCGUGGGUGACCCAGUGGAAGGCGCAAAUGCGUUCCUCUCACCACGACAUAAUCCUAGGCAUGCCGUGGGUGACCCAGUGGAAGGCGCAAAUGCGUUCCUCUGAUGCUGCCAUAGAGGUCACUCCGCCUGAAAGUGAUGAGAGAGCGCCCCUCUCAGCUCUCCCAACGGCAUUUGCAUCUUCUAUGGUCAGGUGUGUGGAGACUGUGUCCAAAGAAAAGGGGAGCGACGAGGCUCCCGCACAGUGCAGAGGCACUGAAGAGAAUAAUGGAGACAUGCACUCACUCCGUCGUGAUUGUCUGGUAAAUACCGCAGUUUUGUGGGAAUAG